AUGGAUGAAAUGAAGCAAUUGUUUAAGCUAAGCAUGGAGCUCCAAGAAACCAGGGUCCGAGCAAACCAAGACCUCAAAUCGCGCGACGCCCAAAUCCUCCGCCUGAAGGAGCUCCUCGCCGCUGCCAUUAAAGAACGCGACGAAGCUCGAGAAAACUGCAAGAAGAUAUUGUUGGAGAAGAUCCUCGUCCACCAAUCAGCCCUCAAUUCAGCAAUCUCCAGCAUAGAAGACGAGCCCGCUAAAGGAAUCGACGGAUUGUCCUCCUCCGUCUGCGAGGAGAGCAUCGCUUCGUCGCCCGACAGAAUGCCCGUGGAGUUGAUCAAAGACCCGUUGCCUGAAAAGGGGAAGCUGCUGCAGGCAGUGGUGAAAAGGGGAAUUAAAAAUGGAUUCGCGUGA
Molecule: messenger RNA, 396 nt
Organism: Salvia splendens (bonfire salvia)
Lineage: Eukaryota; Viridiplantae; Streptophyta; Magnoliopsida; Lamiales; Lamiaceae
Exons: 1
Coding region: 1-396 (131 amino acids)
Source: RefSeq, a predicted model, not a curated record